GGACAAGCUACAGAGAGGGUGAUAUAAUUGAUCUAUAGUAGAGUGAAAUCGCAGCAUACUGGGGACAAGUUUAUUAGAAUGAGCACAGUGACGCUUUUUGGUCUCUGUUCCAGCAUGGGACUCUGGUCCAGAAUAUCUCCUGCACCUGCCAGCUCUGUCAUGAUACUGUUUCUAGUGAAACAGUAUUUUCACUCACAGGCCAAAGGAUCUCUGCUGAAAAAAACCACUACUGGAUGGAACAAAUAUAAACAAGAAUGCUUGAAAAUGCUUCAGGAAUCAACUGUUGAUACCGGAAUACAUUGUAAUGGGACAUUUGAUCAAUUUGUUUGCUGGCCUCACUCACCCCCAGGAAAUGUCUCUGUUCCUUGUCCUUCAUAUUUGCCAUGGUUGGAAAAUGGAAGUGAAGGAUAUGUAUACAGAGUCUGCUUGGAUGAAGGGAUUUGGCAAACAAAGGAAAACUCCACAGACAUUUGGAGAGAUAGUUCAGAAUGUUCUGAGAAAAAUCAUUUCAAAAAAAAUGAAGAAGAACAUAAAUUACUUACCACAUUACAGUUGUUGUACACUAUAGGAUAUUAUUUUUCUCUCAUCUCACUUGUAUUAGCUCUCCUUAUACUUUCUUUCCUCAGAAAACUUCACUGCACAAGAAACUACAUCCAUAUGAAUUUAUUUGCAUCUUUUAUCCUGCGUGCCAUGGCAGUUCUAAUAAAAGACACCGUAUACUACAACAUUUACUCCAAAAGACCAAAUGACGAAACUGGAUGGAUACUGUAUCUCAGUCCUGAGAUUGUAACCAUUUGCAGGACUGCCCAGUUUUUCAUGCACUACUUUGUUGGGGCAAAUUAUUUUUGGCUGUUAGUAGAAGGAAUUUAUCUGCAUACGUUAUUGAUAACUGUUGUACUCUCUGAAAGACGACUGCUACAGAUGUAUGUUGUGAUAGGAUGGGUUGUUCCUAUCCUGUUUGUGGGCCCUUGGGGAAUAAGCAGAUCAAAGCUGGAGAACACUGGGUGCUGGGGAACAAAUGAACACAUGGGAAUUUGGUGGAUCAUCCGAGGACCAAUGCUAUUUUCCAUAGCAGUUAACUUUGGCAUCUUCUUAAAAAUUCUCAGGAUGCUGAUUUCCAAACUAAAAGCUCAGCAAAUGAGCUUUCAUGACUACAAAUACAGAUUGGCGAGAUCUACACUUGUGCUAAUUCCACUGUUGGGGAUCCAUGAAUUCGCAUUUACCUUCAUCACUGAUGAGCAGGUGGAAGGACUUUCAAGACACAUAAGACUUUUCAUUCAGCUGACAAUGAGCUCAUUUCAUGGGUUCUUUGUAGCAGUUUUAUAUUGCUUUGCUAAUGGAGAGGUGAAGGCAGAACUACAGAAGCAGUGGUCCCGCUUCCUCCUGGCAGAUCCUUUUGGCUGUAAACUCUGCUUUCUUGGGGAAAACAUAAAAUACCUCAGGAAGUGUUCACAGAAACAAAAGAAACAGCACCUCGGCAACAAACACCACUUGCGCCUGGAGGCAAGAGAGCCCUGGAGCAUGCAGCUCCAGCAGGUGCUAGUGAAGCAGAGGACAAAUCUCAGCACAGAACCAGGCUGUGCUCUCCCAUCUUGUCCACGGGCAAGCGUGUCAGACAGUAGCGAAGGAGAAAUCACCACUGGAGAGACAACUGAGGAAGUCUUUGAAGAAAGUGAGAUUUAGAAAUCUGUCCACUAGGAUAGCACCUUCGAACAGGCACAGUAUUUUGAAAGAUCUUCUCAUAUCUUUAGACUGCACAGAUCUCUGUGGGGUGGAAUGCAAGGAGGAACCAGUUAAUAUCACAAUUGUCCCAGUUUUUUUGAUGUGAGAAAAAUGUUGAUCUGGAUGUUGCUAACCUGUGUGGCUGGGAUAGAAGAGGUUUGCUGGGUCAAAAAAUGCUUUGAGGUGACCAGUCUGGAAGAUAACUGGGGCUCAAAGAGAUGUACACAGGGGAGCAUGAUAUAUUCUGGAAAUGAGUAAACUCUGGACAUACACGUUGUGUCCCAGCAGCUUCAUCCAUGCUUGACUGCCUUUCUAUUCACAUGACAGAGAAGUUGUUUGUUUUCUCUUUCAUAGGUGUGUUUCAUAAAUAGAGAUAUAUGUGUAGAAGACUCUUCUCUCCACAGAAUGAAAUCAUCCCAUAUCUCAAAAAAACAGUUUCAGGGCAAACCAGACAUGUUUAAGCAAAAUGAAAAGAUUUAUAUAUAUUAAAUAAAAAAAUAAAAAAAAACAAACAAAAUUUCUUCUUGGGAAGAAAACAAAGUUUUACUUGCAUUUUUAAUCAUCUUCUCUUGAAAUUUAGUUCUAGAAAUACCACUAUGAAUGAAAGACCAAAAUGUUUUCUUUUGAAAGUACCCAAAAUUUUUUUGUUUGUUUCAUACAAUUGAUACAAUUUUUGUUUGCUCAUUUAUGUUUUCACUGCUUUUUGACAUAAGCCACAUAUUUUGAUGCACCCACAGGUUUGCCCUACCCACAGGCCCAAAUGACAAACUAGAUCAGUGCUGCUUUCACCUUUUACCCAGGGGACCCGGAGUGGAUAAUGCCAUGGGAUUGCAACAGCACCAAAAGAAUCUUGUGAAAUCCUUCUUCCAGAAAGAACCAUGAUGAAAUUUUGACACAUAGAGUUCACCCAGAGACCUAUGAAAUUCGAUUAAGUUUGUUAAUGUUUGAUGAGCUAAUUUCCAAACUUGAGAACAUGAGCCAAUUGGUAUAUUGAAAGGAAAAAAGAAAAAGGCAACAGAAAUAUUAGUGGGCAAUGUUUAUCUACAGUAUAAACAUAUAUCCCAGGCACACACAUAUGUAACUCUCUAGUCUGCAGCUAGUUACAUAACAUUUGUUACUAAUUUUUCCUGUACAUUACUGGCAAAUACUAUAAAUGCCUGCAAAUGUAAUAAAACAUAUCCUGGGCGACUGGCCCUAGGUAGCCCUGCUUGAGUAGGAGGGUUGGACCAGGUGGCCUCCACAAGGCCCUUCCAACCUUAACCAGUCUGUGAUUCUGUGGAGGCAUUGUAUGUCAAAUAAAUAAUUUUCAGGGCUACUCAUGGACUUUAUUCAUGCAUCUUCUCUCCGCCAGGUGCCAACACUGUGGAUGCCCUUCUGGCCUUUCCUGCUUCUACAUCUCCCCAUGGGGUGGCUUUGUCCUUGGACCCCUGCUGCCAGCUUUACAGCUGCAAAUGGCACUUGAGA
This is a messenger RNA of Calidris pugnax (ruff), 3186 nucleotides long. It is a transcript of the gene GLP2R, whose product is annotated as glucagon-like peptide 2 receptor. Gene Ontology annotation, biological process: cell surface receptor signaling pathway; adenylate cyclase-modulating G protein-coupled receptor signaling pathway. NCBI's taxonomy places the organism in Eukaryota, Metazoa, Chordata, Aves, Charadriiformes, Scolopacidae. The record is from RefSeq and is a predicted model, not a curated record. Gene Ontology annotation, cellular component: plasma membrane. Bases 79 to 1683 code for a protein of 534 amino acids. The transcript is spliced from 14 exons. Gene Ontology annotation, molecular function: glucagon receptor activity; peptide hormone binding.